Drosophila suzukii is the source of this 637-nucleotide messenger RNA. RefSeq lists its product as uncharacterized. The record is from RefSeq and is a predicted model, not a curated record. Lineage: Eukaryota; Metazoa; Arthropoda; Insecta; Diptera; Drosophilidae.
GUCAAAAGAAAUGUUAGUUGAAACUUUUUAAAUAACAACUGAAAAGAAGCUGAUCAUCAUGAAUGCAUUGAAUGCCUUUGGAAUGGCCAUUGGUUGGAUGGACAUUGUGGGAGUGCUGUUCUUCGAACUGAUAAUGUUCUUAAUGAUGAGACGUCGUCGUUUGGCCAAGGAAUCAGAAGACGUGGCGCUUGAAGCGGCAAUAGAAAAUAAAAGGAAAACUUUCCCCAACCUCUUUAGCAGGAAACAACUGACUGAGAACGAAAAUGGUUGGAUGUUUUGGGGCUACCUGUUGAUGCUGAAUGUCUGGGUGGCAGUUACACUGCUCAUGAUAGCUGGCAUCUCAAUGCACAAACCGGAGCUUAUGACGUUUUGGUUGAUUUGGAGUGCUUGUGGUUUGGUCUUCGAUGCCCUUUUUAUUUUGUGGUGGGUCUACGAACUAUUUGUGGGGGACGCCAUCGAGGCACUGACCAAUAUUUUGAUCUCCCUGCUGACCAUGGCCAUUGAGUUCGGCUUCAUCUAUGUUAUUUAUAUCAUCUACAUGAACUUGUCAGAACCCACAAAAGAUGCUGACCUUAAAUUUAAGGACAAGUCUGGAUUUUCCCUUAUGAUGAUCUCAGAUUUAAAUCUAUACAUUUAA